AUGGAGAAGGGAAAGGGCCUCGCUCGCCGCUGGGCGGUGGAGCUCCCCGACGCCUCCUCCUCCUCCCCCACCGUCCCCGACCCGCCCGGCUUCACCAGAUCCGCGCCCGACGCGGACGACGCCGCGGGUGCGCGCCAGCGCAAGGACUCCGAGACUGCAUGGAAGGCGCAGAAAGCUUGGGAAGUCGCGCAGGCGCCGUUCAAGAACUUGAUGAUGAUGGGAUUCAUGAUGUGGAUGGCAGGGAGCACCGUCCACCUCUUCAGCAUCGGAAUUACUUUCUCUGCUCUGUGGCAACCCCUCAACGCGUUCCGUUCUGUUGGGAAAGUUUUUGAACCGUUUAAGGACCCAAGGGUGGAUACUAUUGCUCCUAAGUUACUCUUUACUGCCCUCAAUUUAGCUGCCAUGGGUUUGGGUGUAUGGAAGCUUAAUACAUUGGGCCUUCUUCCAACAAAUCCAUCAGAUUGGGUAUCUUCACUGGCUCCUGCUCGGAUGCAUUUGUAUCGAAUUUGUGACCGUGCAGCAAAGUCGCAGGAUAUCCACUGGACAGUAACAGACAAGCAGCCCUUGGCCUUCCGCUCCUUCACCUCCUUUCCCCCACCAUUCCCAUGGUGGCCCCCCUCGCCUCCUAAACCCUUCACGCACCAUCUCCGAGGACCAGGGCGGCCACCACCUACCCUGCUUCGCGUUCAUUCGCCGCUGCCACCUGCGGCGCCGGCGGCAGCCCCAGUCGGCCGGCCGCCUUUCGGUCCUUGCGUGCCCCCUGUCCGGCGGCGCCAUACAAUAACAAUGCCUUCAAAUUGUGCCAUAGUAGUAGCUAUUGCCAUCUUUGUUGUUAUUAUCCUCAGCGCCAGCCACGCGGUCACCGGCGCCCGCGUUGGCACCAUGAUGAUCCGGCAGCCUUCCUCCGUCCUGAUGUUCAGGGAGGCGCCCGCGUUCCGGAACAGCCCCGAGUGCGGCGCGGCGGACGGCGACGGCCGGGUGGACAUCGCCAUGACGCUGGACGCCAACUACCUCCGCGGCACCAUGGCCGCGGUGCUGUCCAUCCUGCAGCACACGGCGUGCCCCGAGAGCGUGGCGUUCCACUUCCUCACCGCCGACGCCGACGACCACGGCCUCGCCGCCGCGCUGCGCGCCUCGUUCCCGUUCCUCGACCUCCGGGUGUACCGCUUCGACCCGUCGCGCGUCCGCGACCGCAUCUCCCGGUCCGUGCGGCAGGAGCUGGACCAGCCGCUCAACUACGCGCGCGUCUACCUCGCCGACACGCUCCCGCCCGACGUGCGCCGCGUCACGUACCUCGACUCCGACGUGAUCGUGGUGGACGACGUCCGGACGCUGGCGUCCGUCGACCUCGCGGGCCACGUGGUGGCGGCGCCCGAGUACUGCCACGCCAACUUCAGCAACUACUUCACGGACGCCUUCUGGUCGCACCCGGCGCUCAACGGCACCUUCCACGGCCGCCGGCCCUGCUACUUCAACACGGGCGUCAUGGUCAUGGACGUCGACAAGUGGCGCGCCGGCGGGUACACGCGCCGGGUGGAGGAGUGGAUGGCCGUGCAGAAGCGCCGCCGGAUCUACCACCUCGGCUCGCUGCCGCCGUUCCUGCUCGUCUUCGCGGGCCACAUCCGGGCGGUGGACCACCGGUGGAACCAGCACGGGCUCGGCGGCGACAACGUCGAGGGCCGUUGCCGGGGUCUCCACCCGGGCCCUAUCAGCCUCCUUCACUGGAGCGGCAAGGGUAAGCCGUGGCUCCGCCUCGACGCCCGGCGGCCGUGCUCCGUCGACUACCUCUGGGCGCCCUACGACCUAUACCGUUACUCGUCGCCGGUGAUCGACGAGUGGUGA
Molecule: messenger RNA, 1842 nt
Organism: Miscanthus lutarioriparius
Lineage: Eukaryota; Viridiplantae; Streptophyta; Magnoliopsida; Poales; Poaceae
Source: the annotation of a GenBank genome assembly